AUGCCAAUCCUACAAUUUGCGCCAUUUUCAUCCCUUGUGCAGCCGUCUUUGUGGCACAAGCUAUCAGAUCUCAAGAUCGAUGUUUUGAAGCUUUCUGACGUUGCCGUACCUAUAACCGGAUCUUAUUCUAUUGGAAGGACAGUGAUUGAUAGAGAAACUGGACAAGAGAUCACCCUGCCAUGCAAUCUAACAGUUGGAACAGAGUCUUUUGAUACCCAUUUCAAACCUCCACACGGUUCGGUGUCUGCCCAUGGUACUCUCAAGAACUAUAAUACCAUCGAGGAGUUCAAAGCAGCCGAUAAAACAGCACUGUUCAACCAAGAAGCCCAGCUGAUCUGGGAUCAUAUCCUAAAGACGCGUGAUACAAGCCAACUUAACAGAUUCUUUGUCAUUACGUUCGCUGAUCUCAAGAAAUACAAGUAUUAUUAUUGGUUCGCGUUCCCAGCUUUCGUCUCCAAACCAGCAUGGGAGAUACACGAAGAUGGGUGGAAGAACGCCGAGGAAGAGAUCGGUGGAGACACUCUCUCUUCCAUUCAUUCGCAAUUAAGAUCGCACAAUAACCCACUGCCAUACUUUCUCUUGAAGCAAAAUGAAGGCAACAUCGUGGUUUCACCAGUAGAGGAAUAUGAACAAUUUUACGCAUCCACCCCUCAUCAAGAGCGCACAAUUGGUUUCGUUGAUCCCUCUUCAGAUCCACACAAUCCUGGAUGGCCUCUAAGAAACCUUCUUGCGUACUUGCGUGCUUUGUAUCCCGAGGCUACGUCGACGAUUCGUAUAUUGCGCUGGCGUGAUACCGAAAUCCCAUCUCCCAAUUCAACCUGGAAAAGUCAAAUUGGACUUCUUACCGUCGAAGGCGCCGAGUCAAAGGCUGCAACAGAAACUACUCUUCGACCGUCUGCCGUGGGUUGGGAGAAGAAUCCCCAAGGGAAACUUGGACCUCGUGUAGCCGAUUUGGCACCCAUGAUGGACCCAUCAAGGCUGGCUUCUCAAGCUGUUGACUUGAAUUUAAAACUCAUGCGAUGGCGCAUUUUGCCUUCUCUUGACCUAGAUAAAAUCUCGUCAACUCGAUGCUUGCUUUUGGGGGCUGGCACACUCGGAUGUUAUGUAGCAAGGGCAUUAAUGGGUUGGGGUGUACGCACUAUUACAUUUGUUGAUUCAGGAAAGGUGUCGUUUUCAAAUCCAGUCCGACAACCGUUGUUCGAGUUUUCAGACUGCUUGGAGGGAGGAAAGCCCAAGGCAGAAGCUGCAGCCGAAGCAUUGAAAAGGAUAUUUCCUGGAAUUAAUGCCACCGGCCACACCAUUUCUAUACCUAUGCCAGGACACCCUAUUUCAUCAAAUGCUGCAUCUAUGGCGCAGGCUAUAGCAGAUGUCGCAAAAAUGGAAAAGUUGAUCGAUGACCACGACGCCGUCUUUCUUCUCAUGGACUCCAGAGAAAGCAGAUGGCUUCCUACUGUGAUCUCGGCGUCGAAAGGGAAGAUAGUGCUGAAUGCUGCUCUGGGGUUUGACUCUUACCUUGUCAUGCGGCAUGGCGCUCGCGCUUCUUCGCUAUCCAUAGGCAAGGACGGGAAACCCCACCAGAAAUUGGGGUGCUACUAUUGCAACGACAUCGUCGCCCCUGCUGAUUCCCUUACCGACCGGACCCUUGACCAAAUGUGCACUGUAACUAGACCAGGUUUGGCACCCAUUGCAGCAGCAACGGCCGUGGAGUUGCUUGCCUCUCUUCUUCAGCAUCCCGAUAGACUUUUCGCCCCAGCACCGCCCCCAAAUACCAACAAUUCGUCGAAUUCUGAACCUGACGAGGGAUUGAACGGCGUGCUGGGCGUAGUGCCUCAUCAAUUGCGUGGCUUCUUGGGUCAAUUUAAAACGAUGCCCCUUGUCGGUGCUGCGUAUGAUAGGUGUACGGGGUGUAGUGAAACGGUUUUGAAGGCAUACGAAACACGCGGUUUUUCCAUGCUUUUGGAAGCCUUUAACGAUGCGAAAUAUUUAGAAACGCUAACCGGGUUGGAUAAAUUGUACAGUGAAGGCGAUGAGCUUCUGGAGAGCGUUGAUUGGCACGGAGACGAUGAUGAGGAGGAUGAUUUCUGA
This is a messenger RNA of Psilocybe cubensis, 2085 nucleotides long. RefSeq lists its product as uncharacterized. Gene Ontology annotation, cellular component: phagophore assembly site; cytoplasm. Bases 1 to 2085 code for a protein of 694 amino acids. The transcript has 12 exons. Gene Ontology annotation, biological process: cellular response to nitrogen starvation; autophagy of mitochondrion; autophagosome assembly. The record is from RefSeq and is a predicted model, not a curated record. Lineage: Eukaryota; Fungi; Basidiomycota; Agaricomycetes; Agaricales; Agrocybaceae. Gene Ontology annotation, molecular function: Atg8 activating enzyme activity; Atg12 activating enzyme activity.